ACCACGGAGAAACCGUGGAAAUGUGGGUUUUGUGACAAGAGGUUCAAAUUCCCAUCCAAGCUUGAAAUUCAUCGACGCAGUCACACCGGGGAAAGACCGUUCCCAUGCUCUGUUUGUGGGAAGGGAUUCAUGAAUGAAUCUCACCUUAUUGCGCACCAAGUGGUUCACACUGAAACACGACCUUUCAAAUGUGCUGAUUGUGAGAAGAGCUUUAAGAACGCAGGGGGUCUGUUGGCUCACCAGCGAUUUCACACUGAAGAGAGGCCCUUCAGCUGCACGUACUGUGGGAAGGGAUUCACUCGGUCGUCCAGGCUUACUGAGCACCAGCGAGUUCACACUGGGGAGAGACCGUUCACCUGCUCCAAGUGUGGGAAGGGCUUCACUUGUUUAACCAGCCUCAAUUCACACCAAUUUGUUCACACCGAUAAGAAACCAUUUCAAUGUUCUUGCUGUGAGAAAUGCUUUAAAAGUACUGGUGAUCUGCUGCAGCAUCAGCGAGUUCACACUGGGGAGCGGCCAUUCACCUGCUCGGAAUGCGGGAAAGGAUUCGCACACUCAUCCCAUCUACUGAGGCACCAGCCAGUUCACAGUGGAGAGAGGCCGUUCACCUGCUCAGUGUGCGGAAAGGGAUUUGCUCAGUCAUCUACCCUGCUGAGGCACCAGUUAGUUCACACUGAUGAGAGGCCUUUUAAAUGUCCAGCCUGCGAGAAGUGCUAUAAAAGUUCUCGGGAACUGGUGUCCCAUCAACGUGUUCACACUGACGAAAGACCUUACCGGUGCUCCCAGUGUGGGACUGGGUUCAGGAGGUCAUCUCAACUCACUGCACACCAGAGAAUUCACACUGGGGAGAGGCCGUUCACUUGUUCUGACUGUGGAAAGGGAUUUGCUCAGUCAUCUAAUCUGCAGAAACAUCAGCGACUGGAAGCUCAUCGGCGCACUCACACCGGGGAGAGGCCGUUCCCCUGCUCCGUCUGCGACAAGAGAUUCGCCCUGCCGUCUGACUUGCUGAGACACCAACGCGUUCACACCGACGAAAGACCUUUCCGGUGCCUGGACUGUGCAAAGUGCUACAAAAGUUCCGGAGAAUUGAUGCGCCACCAGCGUGUUCACACGGACGAGAGACCGUUCAGGUGUGCUCUCUGCGGUUCUGGGUUCAGGACUUCGUCUGACCUGACUGUUCACCAGCGCGUCCACACCGGGGAGAGACCAUUCACGUGCUCCCAGUGUGGGAAGGGAUUCACUCAGUCAUCCAGCCUGCUGGCACACCAGCGCGUUCACACCGGGGAGAAGCCGUUCAUCUGCUCCAUGUGCGGGAAGGGCUUCACUUCCUCGUUCAACCUGCUGACGCACCAGCGGGUUCACACCGAGCAGACCCCGUUCAUGUGCUCUCCCUGCGGGAUUCGCUUCAAGCACUCCUCUCAACUCGACGCACACCAGAGACUUCACAGCGGGGAGAGGCCAUUCACCUGCUCAGAGUGUGGGAAGGGCUUCACCCAGUCGUACAACCUGCUGAUACACCAGCGAGUUCACACCGGGGAGCGGCCGUUCACCUGCUCCAAGUGUGGGAAGGGGUUCACUUGUUCGUCCCACCUGCUGAGACACCAGCGGGUUCACAAGUGAAAUGGAUUUUCCUUUGCUAUUUCAGAAAGCGGAAGGGAUGUAAUCGAGAAGGAAAAGGGUAUUGGAUAGGUCUUUAAAGUUAAUAAAACACUGGGACCAGAUAGGAUGUUUCCAAGAACACUGAUGGAGGUGAGAGUGGAACUUGUGGAGGCUGUGGCCAUAAAUUUUCAAUCUUCUUUACACUCGGUGUUCGCACCAGAGGACUGGAGCGCUGCAAAAAUGAUGUCUCAAAGUGUGUUGGAGAUGAGUGCAGCAAACACUGGCCAGCUAGCUUAACUUUGUAGAAACAAUAAUUUGGGACAAAAGUAACAGCAGUAUUUGGGAAUUGUUGGUUAGUUGGGGAGGAUUAGCAUUAAUUCAUUGUCAGAAAAUUGUGUUCAACUAACUUGCAGGUGUCUUUUCGUCAGGUUGACCGAGCGUGUUGAAGAGGGUAGUGCUUUUGCUGUGGUGAAUGUAACGUGCCACACAUCAUACUUGUGAAGAAAAUUGGAGCUUACUGUUUGAAAAGGGACACUAACAAGGGCAAUGCAGACUUGUCUGGACUACAGGCUAAUGAGACUUGUGGUCAAGUUUGUAGUGUAGUUAGAGAGCCUUAGAGCGGAAAUGGAUCAUUUGAUCCAACUCAUCCAUGCCGACCAGAUGGCCUAAAUUAAUCUACUCCCAUUUGGCCCAUAUCCCACUAAACCCUUCCUAUCCAUAUACCCAUCCA
Messenger RNA from Rhincodon typus (whale shark), 2329 nucleotides. RefSeq names its product zinc finger protein 271-like. The record is from RefSeq and is a predicted model, not a curated record. Lineage: Eukaryota; Metazoa; Chordata; Chondrichthyes; Orectolobiformes; Rhincodontidae. Gene Ontology annotation, biological process: regulation of transcription by RNA polymerase II. The coding region runs from base 130 to 1620 and encodes 496 amino acids. Gene Ontology annotation, molecular function: DNA-binding transcription factor activity, RNA polymerase II-specific; RNA polymerase II cis-regulatory region sequence-specific DNA binding. The transcript has 2 exons.